This is a messenger RNA of Centrocercus urophasianus (Greater sage-grouse), 1399 nucleotides long. It is a transcript of the gene CCNA1, whose product is annotated as cyclin A1. Gene Ontology annotation, molecular function: cyclin-dependent protein serine/threonine kinase regulator activity. Lineage: Eukaryota; Metazoa; Chordata; Aves; Galliformes; Phasianidae. Gene Ontology annotation, cellular component: cytoplasm; cyclin A2-CDK2 complex; nucleus. Bases 1 to 1221 code for a protein of 406 amino acids. Gene Ontology annotation, biological process: mitotic cell cycle phase transition; regulation of cyclin-dependent protein serine/threonine kinase activity. The record is from RefSeq and is a predicted model, not a curated record. The transcript has 8 exons.
AUGCGCCGCAGGGGGGAGACGAGCCGGGCGGGGCGGCGGGAGUCUCUCCCCGCUGCGCCCUGCGGCGGGCGGACCGUGCUGGGAGUACUGGUGGAGAACGGGCAGCAGCGGCCCGGCGCCCAGAAUACUGCUAUUACCAGGCGCUUAUCUGGCUCUGAGAAUACCUUCCCUGAAGCUGGAAAAGAUGAAGUAUCCAACUGUGUGGUCAGUACUACAUCAAAACAGGACUUUACUAUCUACAUUGAUGAACCAGAAGAGAAAGAAAACCACAGCUGCCAAGAGGAUGAAGAACUGGAAUCAAGCCUGUGUGAACUGGAUACUAGUGCAAUGACAUCCAGUAUUCACCUACUGUUGGAUCUGAGUACAGGAUCUCCCAUGCUAGUGGACACAUCCUUCCGGUGCCAGCCUGAGGAUCAGAUGGGAGAUCCUAUAACUCUAAUGACUGUGGGAGAGUACGCAGAAGACAUUCAUCAGUACCUCCGAGAAGCUGAAGUGAAAUACAGGCCCAAGCCCUACUACAUGAGGAAGCAACCAGAUAUCACAACAGAAAUGCGUGCCAUCUUAGUAGACUGGCUGGUGGAAGUAGGGGAAGAAUAUAAACUUCGAACAGAGACACUGUACUUGGCGGUGAACUACCUGGACAGGUUCCUCUCUUGUAUGUCUGUUCUCAGAGGGAAGCUGCAGCUUGUAGGAACAGCAGCAAUUCUUCUGGCUGCGAAAUAUGAAGAAAUCUACCCACCAGAAGCAGAUGAGUUUGUGUAUAUAACAGAUGAUACAUACACAAAGAGGCAGUUGCUAAGAAUGGAACACCUGCUUCUCAAGGUCUUGGCUUUUGACCUCACAGUGCCAACCAUCAACCAGUUCCUACUUCAGUACAUCCACAGGCAUGGAGUCUGUUUCAGGACAGAGAAUUUUGCAAGGUAUCUUGCAGAGCUGAGUCUCCUUGAAGCGGAUCCUUUUCUGAAGUACCUUCCUUCACAAACUGCUGCAGCAGCCUACUGUCUAGCAAACUAUACAGUGAACAGGUCAUUCUGGCCAGAAACACUUGCUGCAUUCACUGGAUAUUCAUUAAGUGAGAUUGUGCCUUGCCUGACUGACCUGCAUAAGACAUGCCUUGAUGCUCCACAUUGCCAACUGCAAGCAAUUAAGGAGAAGUAUAAACAGUCUAAGUACCUGCAGGUAUCUCUUCUGGAGCCCCCAGCAGUUCUUCCUCUACACUAGAGAUGUUGGAUCCUGGACUUAGGUUUAUUUUGUCUCGAUGAACAAAGCUAUGGUCUAACAUCUCAGAGCACUGCAGGUCAUGUGCCUGUAACCACGGUGAUGAGAACAGUUUUUAGCUAGUAUUUUUUUUAAUUAGAUGCCUUUUUAAAAAAAGGAUAUUUGACUAUAGCUCUUAAUA